This is a messenger RNA of Salvia miltiorrhiza (redroot sage), 1495 nucleotides long. RefSeq names its product CRIB domain-containing protein RIC10-like. The transcript is spliced from 5 exons. The record is from RefSeq and is a predicted model, not a curated record. NCBI's taxonomy places the organism in Eukaryota, Viridiplantae, Streptophyta, Magnoliopsida, Lamiales, Lamiaceae. The coding region runs from base 569 to 1030 and encodes 153 amino acids.
AUUCUCCACAAAUUUAAAUACAGUACUCUAUAGAAUCAAUUGACUUUCAUGGUAUUUUUGUAAUUAUAGUGGUAUUGGACUUGUACUUGUACCAUUUUUUUUAAUUAUUAUUAUUGUUAAUUUUUUAUAACUAGUAAACUAUUUUCUUUAAUUUUCAUUUUUGAGUUUUUCCUGUGUCCAUGUCCUUCAAAUCCACUCCUCGCCCUUUCAUUGGAACAUUUUCGUGGCUGUCCUGCUCUUAUUUUCUCUCUCUUUCCUUUUCAGUUCUUCCACUUCUCUAUCCUCAAAACCAUCCCCAAAACCCUGCAACAUCCAACUCUUAAGCGAUAAUCCACAUUUUCUUGUUUUUAACAUUUCAUGAAAUCUAUGUUUAGCAUAUGAUUCUUUAAUUAAAUAGCAAGCUGCAGUUUUUCCAAUUCGGUUUCGCGUGCAUGCUCAAGACAGAUAUGCUUACCUUAAAUAUAUGACUAUAUGUCCGAAUUAUAACGAGGAGGGAAGAAUUACGGAAUCUAAAAAGGCAAAGUCACCGUUUCUGUUGGGGUGCUUUCUUCUGCAUUGUGGUCUCUGAAUGACAACAGCAAUGAAAGGGAUCUACAAAGGAUUCAAAUACACUAUUUCUCAAUUCUUUGUUGUGAAGGAGCGCGAAAUAGAGAUUGGAUAUCCGACGGAUGUUAAGCAUGUGGCACAUAUUGGGUGGGACGGGGCCUCCGGAACGGCGCCCAGUUGGAUGAGUGAAUUCAAGACGGGGCCCGAUUUCGCAGCCACAUCGAUCGGGAACUCUGGUUCUGCACUCUCUCCAUGGUCGUCUCAAGAUUUUGGGGAGUCCAUGAGGCAACAAUCAGGAUCGGAGAUAUUUAGAGACAUGCCCUCCUCGGAACUUUCUUCUCUAAAGAAGAAGCACAAAAGGAAGAAGUGCAAGUCAACUUCCUCCCCAAAGUCUACUUCCGGCUCCUCCUCAAGGUCAGCGAGAGCAGCAGCAAAGUCGAGCGCCAAAUUUGUUGAGGGACCAACAAAUAUUGAAGUUGCAUAAAAUCAUAGAUAGAGUAAGCAUGCUUAUAUAGCUCAUGAAAACUCCUCCAUUUGUACUUGGAACAUCCCCUCGCAGAUGCAGAGACUUGACAAAGAAUAGAGGAAGCUGUAGGAAAAUCUCCCAAGUUUAGCCAGGUGAAUUGCAUAUACUAAAGGGGCCAUGAAAUCUAAGGCAUACAAGGUAUGUCUUAAGUUCAAACGCGAUCGAGAGUAACUGCUAAUUUUCUUUUGGUUCAGAUGAGGAGGGCAUUGUAAAGAGUAAGAUAGUUGUUGGUUUGUGGUGGUGCAAAUUGUGGGAAUUGGAUAUAUACUAGGGGACAAACCUGUAUCAUUAGUUAUCUAGGCCUUUUUAUUUAUCUUGUGUUCUUGGGCUUGCUGUCUACAUCUUCAAACUUAAAAUCCUAUUCUUUCUGAUGAGUGUUUACUGCUUACAGUUCAUCUGUCUAUAAUAAACAGUUCUAUGAUU